AUGCCGCCUCGUCUCAAAGAUGGCGUCAAAGUGGCCGUCCAAGAACGCUGCCUACAGGUCUGGUCCGAGAAACAGGCCCUGCGUAUGUUGCGGCCCAUCGUCGCCGACAUCGACGGAACACAAGCAGAGCGCCUUUACUUUCAUCGCUUUCGUCGCGUAGCAGACGCCGGUCUCUGCAAUCACGUCACAAACCUCACCAGUUUCUGGAGCAGGCUUGCACCGCAGCUAAGCCAUUCUGAUGAGGCCGUGAAGCAUGCCAUCGUCGCCCUCGGCUCUGCGUACCACAUUUAUCAGACGGCACCCCCGCCAGGCGGCGAUGGCGCACCGCCGGGGGAACUCGAGAUCUUCACGAUCCAGCAAUACAGCACCGCCAUGUCCAAGCUCUCAAGCUACGCCCACGUACCGAUGAAGGACAGGAUCACCGUCACACUGUUGUGCUGCGUGUCGUUCGUAUGUAUCGAGACGCUGCGCAACAACUGGCGGCCGGCUCUGACACACCUCACAAACGGUUUGCGCAUCAUUGAGAGCCUUCCCUUGAGCAUGCUCAACAAGCUACGGGAUCCCCUGCCGUCCCGUGACGGGACAGGGGCUACAGAGAGCAUGUCGGGGAUGGAUUACAUCCUCAGACUGUUCGCCACCUGGGAGGUUUCCUGCGCACUAUUCGCCGAGAACUUCAAGCCCGUCAUCUCCAUCAAGCUAUACAAGGGACGCGAACUGGACGACACGCCGCUGGACGAGUUUGAAACCAUCAUGCAGGCUCACCAAGCCAUUGUACAGUACACACGCGACGUCUUCGCCCUGGUCUGGUUGACUCGGGAGCAUCAAGGCGACGACAAGUUUUGGUCUCAGCCGCUUCCUUGCCGCCAGCACGAGAUAUUGAUGGACAAAGGCGACUAUCUGACCGGUCUUUUUGAACGGUUCAUGGAACGGCCCCAGGCCCCCGCAAGCGGCACAGAAGAGUACUACUCCGUCUGUCUAGACAUGCUUCAUUACAAAUGCGCCAGGCUGCUGUGUCAGACGCUGCACCAGAAGCCCCACCAAAGACGGCAAUCACCAGACAUCGUAACCCAACACGCCGAACUGGUCUCAAUAGCCACUCUUCUGCACCGAGGGCUAGCCGCCAAGCAGCGGCAAACGGACACGCUUCCUCGAUCUUUCACUCUCGAUAUUGGUAUCAUCCCACCUCUCUACUUUAUUCUGGUCGCUUGUCAGGACCCGGCGGUGCAGGAAAAGGCUCUUGGUAUUCUGCGAGACUACCCACAAAGGGAAAAUCUUUGGGACGGCAACGCGGUGCGCAACCUACUGGUCACUGUCGAGAAUGUACCCAGAUACCUACUACCUCGCUCAAUGCUCUAUGCUUGCCUACCUACCUGCCUACCUAGAGUUGGCGGGGGCAAAUGCCCCUACAGCUUGCUUCGAGUCAGCUGCAGUCCCCCCGACUGGCUGCAACACCACCUGCGCGAACUUUCAUUGCACCCGCGCCGGGCACUCCAAUCAUCUUCUUCAACCCCCUUUCAACGAUGCAAGAUGGCGGCGUUUCACCACGACAUACCUGCGAUCGCUGAAGAAAAGACGGGGUUCGACCUCAAUGUGCAGCAUGGACACCAGGACCUUGUCCAAGCGGUAGCAUUCAACGCCUACGGCGACCGCUGCGCGACAGGCUCUGUUGAUGGAAAGAUCAAGGUCUUCAACCGGCACAAAGAUGGCGUCUGGCAUCAUUGUGAUACUUGGGGCGCUCAUGGAGGAGAGAUUCUCGAGCUUCAAUGGCUGCCCCCGACCGUUUACCCGAACCUCAUUGCCUCCCUCGGCAUUGAAGGGCGCUUCAAGCUAUGGGCCGAAGACCCUUCAGCGGCACCGGGCCGCCGCUUCAGUGCCAGCAACCGCGCGACGACGAGCAAAGCCGCCUACGAGAUGCGAUCCCCCAAAUACCCUUACCGUUCUUUUUCCAUGAAGCACAAUGAAGAGACGCGGCACACCUACCUCGCUCUACUCGCCUCCGACGGCCGUCUGGUAGUGUAUGAGAACGAACAGCCCGAGAACAUGUCCGAGUACACCCCCACCGACGAGUUCAGCAUAUGCCCCAAACCGAGUCGCGGCGAAGAGAUCAGUUUCAAGGUCCGCUUCGACCCGAACCCGGAUCCAUGCUACAAUGCUCUAAGGGCGGGAGUGUCGAGCGACUCGUUGGGAUUGGUAGUCGCUGGGAUGUCGUCGGUGAAAGUCUACCGCUCCAGAGACGUCAUCACGACAUCAUACGGCGUCGCUCAAACCCAGCGUGAGUUUUACCUCGCCAUGGAAGUCGGCGUCCACCGUGGUCUCGUCCGGGAUGUCGCAUGGGCACCGGGAAACAUCCGUGGUUACGACACCAUCGCGACGGCCUGCCAGGAUGGGUUCGUCCGCGUGUUCCGGAUCGACACGCCGUACUCGGGCGACGGCAAGAAGUGGCAUACAUCGGAGCUCACAAAGCGCGAAAAUCACCAUGCGCAAACAUCGUCCAAGACGGGGCAGCCAAACGACAAGCACCACCAGUCGGGCCUCAGCGCCAGCCUGGCCAAGUCCGACUCGCAUGCAGAGCGACACUUUUCGGGACAGCCAGGCCAGGUGAAGCACAUUGUCGAGGAGGUGGCGAAGCUUGACAGCCACCACACGCCCGUCUGGCGGGUGGGUUUUGACGACGACGGUCAAAUCCUCGCCAGUACUGGUGACGACGGCAAGCUCGUGUGCUACCGUCAAACACCGCGCGGGACGUGGGCAAAGAGCUCGGAGCUUGCCAUGGUGAAGACGAAGAUGGUGACACCCUGA
Messenger RNA from Colletotrichum higginsianum IMI 349063, 2799 nucleotides. Its product is annotated as Nuclear pore protein. Bases 1 to 2799 code for a protein of 932 amino acids. Gene Ontology annotation, molecular function: protein binding; structural molecule activity. The record is from RefSeq and is a predicted model, not a curated record. NCBI's taxonomy places the organism in Eukaryota, Fungi, Ascomycota, Sordariomycetes, Glomerellales, Glomerellaceae. Gene Ontology annotation, biological process: positive regulation of TORC1 signaling; cellular response to amino acid starvation. The transcript is spliced from 4 exons. Gene Ontology annotation, cellular component: Seh1-associated complex; nuclear pore outer ring.